Messenger RNA from Coregonus clupeaformis (lake whitefish), 8530 nucleotides. RefSeq names its product NHS-like 1b (gene nhsl1b). The coding region runs from base 1196 to 6298 and encodes 1700 amino acids. The record is from RefSeq and is a predicted model, not a curated record. The transcript is spliced from 8 exons. Gene Ontology annotation, biological process: cell differentiation. Lineage: Eukaryota; Metazoa; Chordata; Actinopteri; Salmoniformes; Salmonidae.
CACACAGUACAUACACAGAAGGACUACCAGUGGAGCAGAACUUCUAGAUGACCCUUGCCGUCUCACACAGUAACUCCAGACAGUUCGCCUAGCUAGCCUGUGUCCACGCUUUCUCUCUCUCUGUUUGUGUGGGCAGCAGGUGAGUGAAUCCCUCUGUCUGUCUGUCUGUCUGUCUGUCUCGCUCCCUCCUUUUUCUCUCUCUCUCACUGGCCAUGUGGGAGUAGAACAGAUAAGAGGUCUCAACGGUCGCAACUGUUCUUCGAUAUCUCUCUCUCCACCUGAGCUACUCUCUCCAUGCCUGAUGAAUGUAAAUAUAGCAGACCGAGAUGCCAAGGAGGGUGUUGACACCACACACACCUUCUCAUUGUGCCAACCCUGACCUGGAGAAGAAGAGGAGGAGGAAGAACGAGUGACUACACACAAUCCUCUGGAACCCACAUGCAGUGACAUCACUUCUGGCAGACUACACACACAGAGUGGCGUGAGUCAGUGUAUGACGUGCGACAGAAGGUCUCUGUGAGUGUUUGUGUGUUAAACCAAAUCAGCCUGGGACCUGGGUAUGGAAUGGAGGACGCUGAAACGGCAUAACCCUUCGUCUGCUGGCUGUCAGUCUGAGUGUCAGCUGGUAUACACAGAUAAACUGAAACACUAAUAAACCGCUGGAGGACCGUUGGUUUGUUGUUGUGAUUUAAACCCAAACGUGACCAGGAAGUCUCGCCCUGCCCUGUUACACCCCAGAGGAAUACCUCCGUCUUUACCGGCGUUUGUGUGGGUGUGUGUGUGUGUGUGUGUGUGCUGGAGAGCAGGAGCAGGGAUUUUCCAGAUCGCUGGAUUGCCUAAUUGCCACUUUGGAUUUGGGAAGCGCGCCCUGGAUUUUGAAACACAAAGGUCGAGAGGAAGAGAGGAGUUUAUCUGGUUUGGCUCAAUGAUAGAAGGAUGAAAUGAAGGAGAGAAUUUGUUGAGACUGUCUGGGUCAGAGUUAUGAUUGGGAACAGUGACUCUGGAGCUACUGGAGAAGAAGACAGCAGGACCAAACUGUCAUGUCAAAUGAUCUUUUACUAUCACAUAUAGGUAAAUUCACUUUGAAUUGGAUUGUUCCUUCAACAGCUCGACUUUGGACGUGGGACUUUUGAUUCAGUCUCUCUAUUUUUGGUUAUUUUCUAAGUAUUUUUUUUGUCUGCCAGAGUGAGUGAGGAUGAGGAGGGACAGGAGUUCGGGGUCAUUCCGUAAGGUUCGUAAGGAGAAGUCGGAGGGUCUCUCCAGAGCUCUGAGCUGGCUGAGUGUGUCCUCUCUAUCUAGACAGACCCGACGCAUCUUCCGCAGCCAGUCAGAGCUGAACACACACUCCCACACACACUCCCACACACACUCCCGCUCACACUCACACCUGCACCCAGGGGAGGCAGAGGAGGAGGAUGAUGAAGACUGGGUGUAUGAGCCGCAGCAUCGCACAAGAACAGCGGUGUCUAACCUGGAUGAAGAGAGUAAGUGGACGGUCCACUACACAGCUCCGUGGCACCAGCAGGAGAACGUGUUCCUGCCCGGCAGCAGACCGCCCUGCGUAGAGGACCUCCACCGCCAGGCCAAGGUCAACCUCAAGACCGCACUGAGGGAGUGUGACAAGUUAAGGAAGGAUGGUUUCCGUAGCUCCCAGUACUACUCUCAGGGCCCCACCUUCUCUGGCAGGGCAGAGUCCCACAGCAGCCUGCAGGAUGAUGAGGACUACACAGACAAGAAGUCCACGGCCUCGUCAACGGAGGAUGACAAGUCCCUGCACCCCAUGAGGCCCCAGACCCCCCAGGAAGAGGAGGGGAUAGAUGAGUGUGACGGACAGGUGCGCUACUACAAGGCCCCACCCCUCCCCACCCCUGAGGAGAAGAUGAGGAUGCAGGCUCAGGCCGUGCCCACUGACAUCAUCCCUAUCAACGUCACAGGGGCAACGUUUGACCGGCAGGCCAGCAUCCGCCGCUCCCUCAUUAACACUGACACAGUCUCCCGCCGGCCCAAGAAGGUCAAACGCAGAAAGACUAUAUCAGGGCUGCCUGACAACAUCUGCACCGAACUAGUGGGGAAAGGACGUGGGGGCGAGCUCCGGCCACAUUCCAUGUUCAUCCCGGGACAGUAUUCCACAUUGGGAAGAGUCGGGAGCGUCAACUCAUCGCUCAGGCAUUCCGAGACAAGGGAUUCUGGUUGCCAGACUGAGGAGGUGAAGAUCGUUCCGCCGUCCAUGCGGAGAAUCCGGGCUCAACGGGGACAAGGAAUCGCAGCCCAGAUGGCUGGAAUUUCCACAUCCUCGUCUACAGGAAGCAUCUCAGUCUCCAGUAGCGACGGCUGUUCCGGAAUGCUGGUCCUACCCCCGCAUCUGAAUGUAGAUGCCCAGCGCUUCCACAGUCUUCCCAGACCCGGGCCAAGGGUGUCUCUCAGUGCUGAGCUCAUCUACAGCAGCACCCCCAUCAGGCCGGAAGACCACAAUGCACCCCAGAGGCAGAUCGGCAAGCUGCAGGUGGACAACACCGUGGUGCAUCUGAGAAACGCCCCCAAGACAGGUACUCUGCCACGGCCCAAGUCUCAGGAGGUGCGGGGGUCCCAGACAGGGGACUGGGGUGGUGGUCCGGCAUGUGUGGUGUCCCCCCACGCUGCCUACUCCACAUCCCUCAUCCCCAACGCCACCAUGUCCUUCUCUGCCGAGGUUGUGACCCUCCAUAAGUCCUCCAGCCAGCACCCCCAGUCCCCCGGGACGGCCUACCCCACCUCCAGGCCUCUCAGUCUGGCCGCGAGCACCAGCAUGGACCCACUGAGCUCCACCUCCUUCACCCACAGGACCACCUGCCCUGCCCGGGCCACCUCCACACCAACACACACACAUCCCCAAGACGGAGGGGUGAUUUCCCCGGCAACGCCCAGCGAAUCGGGCUGCUCGGAUGGCAGCCUGCACAGCCACACAAGCACCAUCGCCGCUACGACUCCGUCCUCGGCCGACGACCAGUGGUCAAUCUACGACACGCCGGAAAACGUGGUCCUGCCCCGGCGUCCUCUGACCUCUAGCUGCUCCACUCCCAUCAACCACCUGAACAGCAGCCUGGAGCUGUCGUCCCGCACCACCACCGACUCCAGCUCCCUGUACUCCCAGGACAACGACGGCUACUACACCUCAAUGCACCUGGACUCUGGCCUGCGCUCCAGGAGCCAUGGUAGCGGGCAGGGCCACGGGGUGGUAGCCGGCCGGACUGCCAGACACAGCAUGUACGAGUGCCGCGAGCUGCCUAGCCACGAGGAAGAUUCUAACAGUCUAUACAGCGACCGCUCACUGUCCCGCAGCAUCUCUCUCCGCAAGGCCAAGAAACCGCCGCUGCCCCCGGCCAGGACCGACUCCCUCCGCCGCAAGCCUGGCGGGAAGAAGCCCCUCGGUGGAGUUAGUGCAGUUAGCGGGGUUAAUGUGAGCGCUAACGGAUCGGUGCUGAACGAGACAUUGAUCGCUAGCCUGCAGCAGAGCCUCCAGAUGGGAUUGAGAGAUCGAAAGGGGAAGGGCGUAUCCCCUUCCUCGCCCUCCCACAGCCCGUGCAGCGACUACGAGGACCCCUGGUUGCUGCGACCACGGAGCCAGAGCAGUGUGAGCGCCGCCAGCUCCGCCGCGUCGCUAGCGGCUAACAACACUAACAGUUGCGUAGUGGCUAAUGUGUACUCACUCUGUCAUGUGACGCCAGCUCACAGCGACACCAGCAGCCUGCGCUCCGAUUACGCAGAGUCCUGGGGCUACUACAUGGAUUACCCCCGUAACCAUGGAGACCAGGGGCCGCAGUCCCCCUCCAUUCACCAACACCACCCUGCUGCCAACAUUGUAGCGGGCACACACCCGAGGGGUCUGUCGAAUGGAAGUGGGAGUCUCCACAAUCACAUCAAUAUCCAGGCCUCGGUCCCUCCAGCCCAGGAGGGAGGUGUGGCGGUCAAGCCCAAGACGGCCACCUCGUCCCCGGACAGGAUCCAUAGACUGACUUCCCCCUCCAGCGGCUACUCCAGCCAGUCCAACACCCCCACGGCCGGCACCCCCGUGCCCUCCUUCAUGAGGUCCCACUCACCCUCGGGGCGGCCCAAGCCCAAAGUGCCUGAGAGGAAGUCUUCACUCCUGUCAUCCAUUUCCAUCUCCUCCUCCUCCACCUCCCUCUCCUCAAACGCCUCUGACUCUCUCAGGAACUCUGGCCCACCUCCUGCUCCCCUGCCUCCCACCUCAGCACCCACCAAACCCAUCAGCCCCCCACCUCCUUUCCCUGCUCCUCUCCCCCCAUCCAGCCCCAGCUCUCCCCCUCUGCCCCUCGCACCUCCAUUACCCACAACCCCUCAGGGCACCCCCAUGAGCCCGCCCCCUUACUCCACCUCUCCAGACUUCCCUCCCCCUCCACCUCCAGAUUCCCUUAUCCACCCCAGCCUCUCCUUCAACGGGACCCUCAGUCCUCCUCCUCAUCCACCUCCAUUCCCCUCCAUGGUCCCCUCUCCUCCACCACCUCCCCCCCUGCCUGCCCCUGCUCCACCCACAGCCUCCCCUCUCACCCUGAAGGCAGCAAAGAAUGCUCUAAAACCAGAUGCGUUCACUAACAGCCCAGCAGCCAAGGAGGCCGGCAAGUCCCCCAUGCCCCUGAUCACCCCAUUCGCCCUGCAGAGUGUGCGCCUCCGCUCAGUCAAGCGGCCAGAGGAGCAAGUCAACGGCAAGGUGGAACAUACCAAAGCUCAGGAAACGGGGGGCAACCAGUUCUGGGCCCUCAAGCCCCACACGCCGGAGAAGCUUAAGCAGCUGGAGCAUCCCACUAUGCUGCCCCUGAUGAACUGCACCAGUCCAGAGGAAAUCACCAAGGCCUCAUCAUCUGCUGUGAAGAAGCUCUUCGCUGAACUGUCCGCGGACGGCAGUGACUCUGAGAUGCUGCCUGGGGGCGCCGUCACCAACGGUAAACCUGAGGAACAGAGCCUGUCCAACAGCUCAGCCCAACCAGAUCAGGAGGGGCAGUCACCCCUCCCAAGCCCCGUGGAGGAGGCAAUCAAAAUCCCCCCAGUCAAACAGAAACCCUCAGUGGUCUCCAAGAAGCCCAAACUGUCUCUUGUCACCCCCCAGUCUGUGGUGGGAGAGGAGACCGCCCAGACUACCACCACACUGAGCCCCCAGGAUGAGACCACCACCUCGGCCACCACAGAAGAAGACCAGGUGGACGCUAAAGUGAGAGAGGAAGAGACUAAGGAGGAGGGAAAUGAGGAGAAAGAGCAGGAGGAAGAUGAGGUUUCAGAGAGUUCCUCAGCCCUGACAGAGUGUAGUGAACCCUUCACCUCCACGAAGAGCCAGAAGGAGACCCAGCCUCCGGCCACCGUCACACAGGAGACAAGCCUCGCUGAGGGGCAGGAGCAAAACAGAGAGGCUGAGGAAGAGGAGGAAGAGGAGGAAGAAGAUGAGGAAGAUGGGACCAGCAGUACCACUGGAUCAGUCAGCUCUAAGGACGACGAGAGUGGUGAGGUGUUUGAUUCAAGCAGCACUGCUGAGUCUUCGCCGGCCCCCAGCACCAACAGGACCCCCAGGCGGGGGGAUAUGGUGACCCCCACACGCCCCCGAACUACCGAGGACCUCUUUGCUGCCAUCCACAGGUCCAAGCGGAAGGUUCUGGGUCGUAAGGAGUCUGAGGAGGACAAGACGCAGGGCCACUCCCCCUGUCCGUCUCCCCCUGUCACCCCCACGGGCACCUCCCCCAGCCUGGUAUCCUCGCUGCCCAUGGGCAGGCAGACGGGCUCCAUUCAGCGCAACCUGCGUAAGUCUGCCACCAGCAGCGACACCUUCAAGGCUCUGCUCCUGAAGAAGGGAAGCCGCUCUGAGACCAGCUUCCGCAUGUCGGCCGCUGACAUGCUGCGUUCCACAGACCCGCGCUUCCAGAGGACCCGCUCCGAGUCCUCCCUGGACCCGCCCUCCUCACCAUCGUCGCCGACAACACCACACAGCCCUUGCGCUUCCCCAGGUCGCAGCAAGAGGGCGCCAGAGGAGUGGGCCCGCAAUGAGGGCCUGUCCUACUCCUCCUCCCCAUCAUCGUCACUGAGCGGGAUGAAGUACGGGCGAUCGCGCACGCCGCCCUCUGCUGCCAGCAGCAAGUACAACGCCCGCAACCGCAUCCUGAGCAGCCCUAUGACGGUCAUCUGCGAGCGUGAGGGGGAGUUAGCUGAGAGCGCAGAGUACGGAGACGUCCCUGACAGCCAGCCCUGCCCCUUGCCCAUGCCCCUCCCCCUGCUCCAGGAUUCCAACGGCACUUUAUCUGAGGAGAGCAGUAGUUAGAUAGAAGGGACCGCCCCCUGGAUACAGGGAGCUGAACUCACUCAUGGUCCCCUGGGAGGGUGGAGGAGCCAAUGAUAGGCCCUCCAGAGACUCAUGUGCCCCCCGAGCCCCACCCCUGGCUCCACCCACCCCUGGCUCCAGAUCCUGUAGGUUUUGGACCUGGUUCUGAGGAAGCGGACCUGACUGGCCCUGUGGCCCUCACGGACUGACCGGACUGUUCUUAGUCUGAAGUGGAGACCGACUCAGCUGCAGCUUUUCAAGACUAAUUUUCCUCAAUCACAUUUCUGCAUUUAAUUUUGAUAACCCAUCGUUUGUGUUACAAAAAAAGUAAUAAUUAUCGUUUUUUUCCAAAGACUGAUUUUCCCAUUGUUUUGUUUGUUUGCUCGUUUUAAUAAAAAAUUAUUCCUGUUAGAGCUUCGGAGGUGCUGAUUGUAUUCAGGGUUGGUUCCUGUAGUUUUUAGAAGGUUUCUCUAAGGUUAAGGGAAAAGCUAAGGUGAUAUGAAGGUAUUGAAAAGUGACAAGUUGUUUUUAUUUUGGCUGCAGUGGUGCCAUUAGUUAGUCAGGCAGUGGAAUGUGGAACUUGAAGAUGUGCUGGGGCUGGCUUAAAUGCAGUGUAUUUCUGUCUGCUUGCUACUUAUCUCAUGUUAUCUUGAGUCUAAAGGCCAUUAAUAUACCAUUGCUUGUGAGUAUGUAUGGUAAAACAUUCUAGAACACCAAAUGGUUCUGGGACACAGCUCCAGCUUUGGUUCUUGUGAAGUUUUUUUUCUUCUGCUCUUUGAAGUCUGUGGUUUGGUAGUUUGCAGGAGCUGGAACUUUCAGUGGUCAAGGGGAAGUGCAGAGGGCUGGUGACUGCCCCCUAGCGACAGGCAGGUGAAGAGACGCACAUGGACAAUGGCUAGGUCUGUUCUACACACGACACACAGCCAAUAUGAUGGAUUUAAUAUGGAGGUUUGGAAAACCUUGGGUGUUUGGAAUUUUAGUUUGUAGAUUUGCACUGUCCAUAUGUGUUUCCUUUUUCUUUGUGUAAUUUUAAAACCGUGUUUAGAAUUGUUUUAUAUUGUUUUAAGCCUGUGUUUAGGUAUUCUCCCUUUCCCUUUCACUCAUGUUUGGAAAUGAAGAAUUCAUCUUUAAAAAAGUCAAAUGGAAAAAAUACUUAAACUGUCAUAUUUUUAUUUGUGAUCAUUUUGGUUACCAAAGAGCUAAACAAUUAAACGUAGCCUCAUGUUUAUGCUAAUAUGGACACAAUCUGAAUCUGUGAUUGGCCGUACUGGACCAGACGUAUUGACCGAGGUAUUGUGGAGUUUGGUGAGAUUACCUUCUAGAACCUUCUAGGGCUUAUGAUUAUGAUUACCAUCACUCAGUUUACGUUUCUACUAGGUUUCUCUCUUCCUGCACAGUUUUAUAUGGUUAUUUUUGUUUUAAAAAAGUGUUUAAGUAACAUUUGACUUAUUUUCAAAGACUUUUUUGUUGAAAGGGAGUGGUUUCCUUUUGUAGACUAUUUAUUUUAAAAUAGUGAGGCUGUGAUGUGGUACUCCAACACCCAGCAACCAGCAGUCAGGUACUCCAGCCAACCAGCAGUCAGUACUCUAGCCCCAGCCAACCAGCAGUCAGUACUCUAGCCCCAGACGACCAGCAGUCAGGUGGAGGUGAGGAAAGGUUUGGGGCGGGGAGGGAUCUGGAUGUGCGGGGACAAGUGGAGAGCCAGGACCACAGUUCACAGGCUAGGUUUACAAAGAUAGAGUAAAUAUUGUAACAUUAUAGUGGUAUUAAAAACCUAAAGAGGUACAAAAAUAAGUAAUAAAACCAUAAAGAUUAAUAAAGGUGAAAUAAAUACAUUAUUUUAGCUCUUUGGUAUUAAAUGAAAUAUUCCACCCUGGUGCAAAAGCUCAGUAAAUCUGACCUGAUGUGUCAUAGAGGAGGUGACAAGCGUGACUCUUCAUACCCUCGUAGAGCCUGUAACGGCCCAGGUUUAAUCACCUGUGACAAGUGUCUCGCAGAGUUCAGACCCAGCCAUGACUGAGAGCUCAUCUCAGUCCGGCUCACGAUGGGAGCUUAUGAAGUCUCAAUCUCAGCUCGCUAAGGAGGAGGAGGAGGGGAAGAGAGGAGGGAGGAAGGGAAGAGAGGAGAGGGAUGAAAGGAGGGGAGGGGGAGAUAGUGGAUGUAAAGGCAGAGGAGGCAGGCUGCUAACCUCUUGUGUAUAUGUCUAUGUAAUAAAACAUGUUGAUAUUUAAA